AUGGCGUCACAGGAUGGAGGGAGGGAGAGGACAAGUCGAAAGCUGACGAAGAAGCGAAAGGAGUCGAGAAGAGAAGCGCGCGGCAUGUCGCUGGAUAUACCAGAGCGUUUCAAGGACGGGGAUGACGAGCAUGUAGAUGUCACGGCGCCGACGCGGAAUAAUACCAUGUCGAUGAACCAGUCUAUAUUCUCUAUGAUUGCACGAGCCGGACAGCAGUCACACACGGACCUGGGGGCCCUGCAGGAGAUGGAUUCGGGCGACAGCGAAGACGAGGGAAAGAGGAAGGUCCCGUAUCAUGGUUUAGAUGGUGCUGCAAGGUUAAGUCGCUUGAGUUCAGCGAAUGACUUCCGGACUCUACCAAAGGAUGUGCAACAUGGGAGCACUGACAAGACGAAACACAGGCGAGCAUUGUCAGAGAACAAGUUGCUGCGUUCGCUGCCCAAAUUAAAGAUGUCCAACAGGAAAGAGAGCCGAGCGGAAGGCCAGCAGCCUACGGAUCCAAUGUCCUCGUCCCAGUUCCUGCCACCUCGACCGCGGCCAGGAGUCUCGCUCCCGACCACCGCGAUCGAUCAGUCUCAGAAGGCAAACGCCAAGGAUAUGCCUCGUGAGGAGAUACACGUCGAGAAACGCCGGAGGAGCAGACAUGGAAGGUCGGCUGAGCCGACUAAUGGCAAAGCGCCUGUCACACUUGCGAAGAGGAUACAGCAGAUCUUCGAGUUUGAGGCUGUUGAGGAAGUCAUAGCAGAAUAUCCUUGCUGGUUACUCCAGAGCGUUCUCCUUCAAGGGUAUAUGUACAUCACCCAAAAGCACAUAUGCUUCUAUGCAUAUAUACCGAAGAAACAUCACGACGUAAGCAAAACAGGCUACGUCUUCAAGCAUGGCCGAUCAAAGUACAAUAGAUAUUGGUUCGUCCUACGAGGUGAUGUAUUGUCGUACUACACGAACCCCGCGGAGCUCUACUUCCCUCGAAAUCGUAUCAAUCUGCAAUACGCUAUCUCAGCCGACGUGGUCGAAAGCAAGAAACGGGGCGACGAGGAGACUACAUUCAUCGUUACCACAGACGAAAGAAAGUACCAAUUCAAGGCUGACAGCGCAACAAGUGCGAAGGAGUGGGUCAGGUCCAUUCAAAAAGUCAUAUUCCGCACACACAACGAAGGCAAUAGCGUGAAGAUAUCGUUACCUAUACAGAACGUCCUUGAAAUAGAAGAGAGCUCGAUACUCGACUUCGCAGAGACGGUCAAAGUUCGUGUAAUUGAUAAUGAUGAGACGUUUGCUAUUGAUGAAUACUUCUUCUCGUUCUUCAAUAGCGGCCCAGACGUGUUGAAUGUCCUGCGUAUAAUGAUCAAUGAUAAUGAGCAUCACCAGCCUACACAAACUCGUGACCGAAGUGCGAUCACCCCGACUCUAUUAGGGCUAUCCAGUCACGACGAGUUUAUGGCAUCGCCAAAUAGUACGGACAACACAACACACAUAACAGAAAACGUCCGUGCCACGCUGUCACCACUACCUGCGCCGCAUGUAAGCAAAUCAAGCACAAGCGAUAUCUCUGCUCGGUCUAGUGUUGAUCUCAAUCGAAAGAGCUGGGAUGUACGACGUAGUAUGGACAUCAGCCGUAGUUUCCGCCGCCCGAGCCAUGAAGUACGACGCCCUAGCCAUGAAAUCCGGCGGAGCUUCAGCGCUGGUCGUCAUGAUAAGCAGGUGAAGGGUGGACCGGGGGAUAGAUCGCCGUUGUCUUUAAAUGCGGCAGAUUCGGAAUCUGCUACUCUUUCACUCGAACCCGGUACAGAAUCAUCGGCAGCCAUCCAAUCGAUAGACGAGAGCAACGAGUCUGCUUCACAAAUCUUGGAUCGCUCCGACGUGUUUCUAGCCCCUAUGGCUCACUCGCCCGAUGCCUCUCCUUCUCAUAAGGUGGACCGGUUAGCUAGACUCUCACACGACACGACACGUUCUUUUGGAGUGGGCAAAGCUCAAGCAAAGUCCGCACGACCUGCACCACACCUAGGUAAUGCGCAGCCACCGACAGGCUCUCUGGAUAUAGAAGAGGACACAGAUGUUAGUCAAGCACCUCCACGCUUAUCGAGUUCCUCCUCCGCCCUCCAAGAGCUCGCCUCGUACCCCCUACACAAAGCUUCUGGCUUAGCAGGCUUCCUUCGGUCACGGUCCAAGCAAAUGGGCAAUCUACUUGCAACCGAAUCAAUAGGCUACUACGAGAAAGUUUCCGGAAUGCUAGCUGGCGGUCGAAAGCACUACACUACCGCAGAGGGGCUAGAGACUGGGGAUCAAGUACAUGUACUUGAAGACGACGAGGACGCAGCGAAAGCGGCAGAAAAUUUCCGAGAGCAUUUCGCCUUUCCGGAGACUGAGGUGCUCCAGUCGUCGUUCUUUGCAUCGCUCCAGCGGGUGCUCCCGAACUACGGCAAGAUCUACAUCAGCGGGAGAUACUUUUGCUUCCGUAGUCUGAUGCCUACGUCCAAGACUAAGAUCAUUCUACCAAUGAAGGACAUCGAGAAUGUCAACAAAGAGAAGGGAUUUCGACUCGGCUACCACGGUCUUGCGAUUGUCAUCAGGGGCCACGAAGAGCUCUUUUUCGAGUUCUCCAAGGCUGAGUACCGCGACGAGUGCGCUAUCACCGUGCUUCGCAUCCUGGAGAACACCAGAUACCUUGAAGAUGAAGACUCGCCUUCUUCCGGUAUUGACAGCGACGAUGAAGCCGCUAAAGCUGAACAUGACCUUUUACGACAGGCUCGAGAGAACAACAACGCGGGAAAGACUGUUAAUGUAUCAAAUCUCGUACGUGCGGCGGACCAUGAUCGAAUCCCCCUCAUCUUCGACGAUCCCCUUGCCUCGUUUGUCGACUUUAAGCCCCCGGAGCCAUUGACCAUCGUCUGUCUUACCAUUGGGUCUCGAGGUGACGUACAGCCAUACAUUGCGCUAUGUAAGGAGCUACUGAAAGAGGGACACAAGCCGCGCAUUGCGACACACGCGGAGUUUGAGCCCUGGGUGCGGAAGCACGGUAUCGAUUUCGCACCCGUGGAUGGGAAUCCAGCUGAGUUGAUGCGGAUUUGUGUUGAGCACGGCAUGUUCACAUACAACUUCAUGAAGGAGGCUAACUCCAAGUUCCGCGGAUGGCUUGACGAUGUGUGCAGCUCUUCAUGGCGGGCUUGCCAGGGUGCAGAUGUCCUAAUCGAGAGCCCUAGCACCAUGGCCGGUAUCCAUAUAGCAGAGGCUUUGGAAAUUCCGUAUUUUCGUGCCUUCACGAUGCCUUGGACACGCACUCGGGCUUAUCCGCAUGCCUUUUCGGUGCUGGAGAAGAAGAUGGGCGGCGGCUACAACAGCAUCACAUACAUUACCUUCGACACUAUUUUCUGGACUGCCAUCUCCGGCCAAAUCAACAAGUGGCGUCGUCGAGAAUUGGGGCUUCAAAACACUUCGCAAAACAAGAUGCAGGCGAGUCUCCGACCCUUCCUGUACAACUUUAGCCCCCACGUGGUGCCACCGCCACUCGAUUGGCCUGAUUGGGUCCGCGUCACAGGGUACUGGUUUUUAGACGAAGCAGAUAUGUAUGAACCUCCUACAGAUCUAAUGGCAUUUAUCGAGCAGGCGCAGAAGGAUGGUAAGAAGUUAGUUUAUGUGGGGUUUGGCUCCAUUGUUAUUGACGAUCCCGCCGCUCUCACCAAGACUGUUGUAGACUCUGUCCUGAAGGCAGAUGUUCGCUGUGUACUAUCCAAGGGCUGGUCUGAUCGCCUGGAGACUAAAGACGCUUCGAAACCCGAGAUCCCUCUUCCCCCAGAGAUUUUCCAGAUCCAGGCGGCGCCACAUGAUUGGCUGUUUAAGCAAAUGGAUGCCGCGGUGCACCACGGUGGCUCAGGUACAACGGGAGCGAGUCUUCGAGCCGGCAUUCCCACGAUCAUCAAGCCUUUCUUUGGCGACCAAUAUUUCUUCGCCCAGCGUGUGGAGGACAUGGGUGUGGGCACCUGGCUGAAGAAAGUUAACACAAGCGCGUUUAGUCGUGCACUGUGGGAGGUCACGAACAGCCAACGGAUGAUUGUCAAGGCCAAGGUUUUGGGCCAGAAGAUUCGAAAGGACAAUGGCACACAGGUCGCUAUCCAGACCAUCUACCGCGAACUCGACCGUGCCCGCUCCCUAAUCAAGAAGCACGCGAAGCAAGACGACGACCCCACGGACGAGUUCGAGGAUGACUGGACGAUUGUUGAAGAUGGCGAGGAAAUGGAUGUCUCUUAUCCUUUUGAGAUGCAACAGCCCGUGCCGGGGGUCAGCCAGGAUGCAUCUCGAACCGUUCACGGUUCUGUGGUAUUGGGAAGCACAGAUUUGAAGGGCGUAGAUGCGCAGAAGCGCGACCCAGCGUCUGCAUAG
Cucurbitaria berberidis CBS 394.84 is the source of this 4374-nucleotide messenger RNA. Its product is annotated as glycosyltransferase family 1 protein. Bases 1 to 4374 code for a protein of 1457 amino acids. Gene Ontology annotation, biological process: carbohydrate metabolic process. Gene Ontology annotation, molecular function: UDP-glycosyltransferase activity; hexosyltransferase activity. The transcript is spliced from 5 exons. The record is from RefSeq and is a predicted model, not a curated record. Lineage: Eukaryota; Fungi; Ascomycota; Dothideomycetes; Pleosporales; Cucurbitariaceae.